This is a messenger RNA of Dracunculus medinensis (Guinea worm), 1959 nucleotides long. The record is from the annotation of a GenBank genome assembly. Lineage: Eukaryota; Metazoa; Nematoda; Chromadorea; Rhabditida; Dracunculidae.
AUGAAACAUUCGAGGCUGUUGACGAAUGCAGUGAAAUUAUUCGAUGUAAUUGUGAUCGGUGGUGGUCAUGCUGGAUGUGAAGCUGCGGCUGCAUCGGCUCGAUCUCGAGCGCGAACUUUGCUUCUUACUCAUCGCAAGGAAACUAUUGGCGAGAUGUCAUGCAAUCCCAGUUUUGGCGGAAUUGGCAAAGGACAUCUAAUAAGAGAGAUCGAUGCAAUGGAUGGACUAUGCGCUCGUAUUUGUGACAAAUCUGCUAUUACUUAUCAGGCACUAAACACUGGUCAGGGUCCUGCAAUUUUGGGUCUAAGAGCCCAAAUUGAUCGUGAUUUAUAUAAAAAAUAUAUGCAGGAGGAAAUCAUUUGUGGCACUCCAAAUCUGACAGUUAUUGAAGGAUCUGUUGGGGAUCUAAUCAUUGAAAAUUCGACAAAACCCGAAUGUAUUAAAGUCAGUGGUGUUAUUCUUGAAAACGGGCAGAUGAUUCGUUCUAAUGCUGUUGUUGUCACAACCGGUACUUUUCUGGAUGGUGAAGUUUUUUGGGGAUUAAAGAGAUUCCCCUAUGGACGUCUCGGCGAAAAGGCAUGUACAAAGCUUUCACAAAAAUUCUCGCAAUUAGGUUUCAAAAUAGGUAGACUUCGUACUGGAACACCACCUCGUCUUUUGAAGAAAACGAUUGAUUUUAGCAAGUUUGAAUUGAAGCCAGCAGAUAAAAAUCCAAUUCCUUUCUCUUUUUUAACAAAAACUUUGUGGAUUGAUCCAGACAAACAGUUACCAACAUAUCUGUCGUAUACAAAUGAUCGCGUCGCUGAAUUGGUUCGAAAACAUUAUAAAGAACAUAAAUAUAUAAGAAGCGAACAGAUUGGUCCACGUUAUUGCCCAUCGCUUGAAUCUAAAAUUAUCAAAUUCGAAAACGUGUAUCAUAAGUUUUUCCUGGAACAUGAAGGACUGGAAUCAGAGCUUAUUUAUCCUCAAGGCAUGUCCAUGACUUUUGCAGAGGAUGUGCAACGAGAAAUUAUGCGAUCAAUUCCUGGGUUGGAAAAUGUUGAAAUUGCUCAAGCAGGUUAUGGUGUAGAAUACGAUUUUAUCAAUCCACAACAACUGCAUUCAAGUCUCGAAACCAAACUUGUUAAAAGAUUAUUUUUGGCCGGCCAAAUCAAUGGAACCACGGGUUAUGAGGAAGCAGCUGCACAAGGCAAUAAUUUUAUUGCUAGUAUAUUGGCGGGAAUAAAUGCUGCUGCCGUAACUAGAGGAAUCAAGCCAUUACUUUUAGAUCGUACAGAAGCAUAUAUUGGUGUAUUAGUUGAUGAUUUAACAAGUCUUGGAACAAACGAACCUUAUCGAAUGUUUACUUCACGUGCUGAAUUUCGCCUUCAUUUAAGGCCAGAUAAUGCUGAUAUUCGACUUACAGAUAAAGCAUAUCAUAUGGGUGUUGUUUCAGAAGACCGGUAUUCACAUUUUCUUAAUUUGAAAACCAGGUUAAAAGAUGCAACAGAACUGCUUAAAUCGAUUAAAUAUCCUUUAGCUACGUGGCCUAAGUAUCUUCAAAAUUUUAAACCAAAAAAUAAGCUUGGAAAAGUAUAUACUGCAUACGAUUUAUUACAUCGUCAUGACAUAUCGUUCCGUGAGCUCGAACGAGCUUUUCCUAAAGAAAUGUCUCCCUUUCUUGAUAAUGAACUGGAAUCAAGAAUUCGAAUUGAAGGGCUAUAUAAAAAACAACAUGAUUUAUUAGUGGAAAAGAUGAUAACAGUUCGACGUGAAGGACGGGCUUUAAUUCCAGAAAAUAUUAAAUAUUCGAAUAUAGAUGGCUUAUCUUUUGAAUGCAUGGAGAAAUUCGAACAGUGGCGGCCUCAAAAUCUAGCUGCUGCUUCACGCGUUCCUGGAGUAACACCCGAAGCUUUAUAUAUUCUUCUACGAUAUAUUAAAACACCAGAAAUCCAGAAACACUGUUGUGUUGGCGAUUAG